Marasmius oreades (fairy-ring Marasmius) is the source of this 1404-nucleotide messenger RNA. RefSeq lists its product as uncharacterized. Lineage: Eukaryota; Fungi; Basidiomycota; Agaricomycetes; Agaricales; Marasmiaceae. Bases 1 to 1404 code for a protein of 467 amino acids. Gene Ontology annotation, molecular function: cysteine synthase activity. Gene Ontology annotation, cellular component: cytoplasm. The record is from RefSeq and is a predicted model, not a curated record. The transcript is spliced from 15 exons.
AUGUUGCUGUCAGUGCAAUGGCUCAGCGAUAAAAUCUUACCCUGGCUUCGACCGCCAACACAAUCACCAUUCCGCACCGUAUUCUAUGGCAUAAUUUUGGGAAUUUCGCUAUCCCUUUCCUCAAGUUCGGCAAUAUCGUACUAUCGAACACGAAGAGAAGAAGAAGAAACCUUACAAUUCGAACCACGGCCAAUCGAGCUGCGCAGCGAUGAAGUCCUUUCCGGAGUUACCGGUCUUAUAGGAAAUACACCUUUGAUUCGCAUCAACUCCUUGAGUAAUGCUCUAGGUGUGGAAAUUUACGGAAAAGCAGAGUUUCUUAAUCCCGGAGGUAGCGUGAAGGAUCGUGUGGCUCUACGCAUGAUAGAGGAUGCAGAAGCUCAGGGACUUUUGCGACCUCAUACUGGGUCUCGAAUCUUCGAAGGAACGGUUGGUUCAACUGGAAUCUCUAUUGCCACGAUAGCCCGCGCCAGAGGCUACGAUGCCACAAUCAUCAUGCCAGACGAUGUUGCACAAGAAAAAGUCAAAGCUCUACUUGCCCUCGGAGCUGAGGUGGAACGCGUUCGCCCAGCAAGUAUAGUAGACAAGAAGCAAUAUGUGAACCUUGCCAAAGAACGCGCAAUCUCCUUCGGAAAACUCCUUCCAAGCUCCAAACCACACCUUUUACCGACACCGUCCUCUUCUGUGGUCGUUUCGACCAUCUCCGACGAAACAGUGGACCAGGACGUAGAAUCCGAGAUUCCCGAUUAUCGUCCUUACAAACCGAGAGGGUUUUUUGCUGAUCAGUUCGAGAAUCGAAGUAAUCACGACGCUCACUUUGAAGGUACUGGUCCAGAAAUUUGGAGGCAGGUGAAUGGCCAUUUACAUGCCUUUGUGAGUGGUGCCGGUACUGGUGGGACUAUCGCCGGUAUUGGGCGUUUUGUCAAGUCGAAGAAUGAAGCCGUUCAGGUAGUUCUUGCUGAUCCAGAGGGAAGCGGAUUAUACAACAAGGUCAAAUACGGAGUGAUGUUCGACUACAAAGAGAGCGAAGGCAAAAAAAGACGACAUCAAGUAGACACUGUCGUUGAAGGAAUUGGAAUCAAUAGAAUAACCAACAACAUCGAUCUGGCUCUCCCCAUCAUCGAUGAAGCAUACCGGAUAACGGAUGCAGAGGCAGUCAGCAUGUCUCGAUACCUUGUCAAACAUGACGGCCUUUUCCUUGGAUCGAGCAGCGCAUGCAACCUUGUCGCAAGCGUAAAGCUCGCUCAGAAGAUGGGUUGGAAGGAAGGUCAAGUCAUAGUCACGAUUUUAUGUGACUCUGGGACCAGACACUACUCUAAGUUCUGGAACGAUGAGUACUUGCAAAACGUUGGUAUUCCGAAUGAUAUCACAAUCAUUGAGGAGUUACUUGCCCAAAUCACGGAGUGA